UUACAGAUAUCUGAUGAUGAUCGAAUGAGUUUAACGACUGCCGUCUCUGACGAAGAUGACGGGGAAAGUGUCAUGGCGUCACCAUAUAAAGCAAAAGCAACCGGAACAGCUGCAUCAUCAUUUAAUUGUACUGGUGCUGUACGUAAAGCUGGAUUUUUAUCAGUUAAAAAAUGGUUAUUGCGUAAAAAACAUCAAAUUGAAUUGGCUAGAAAACGUGGCUGGAAAGGUUAUUGGGUAUGUUUAAAAGGUACAACAUUAUUAUUUUAUCCAUGCGAUUCACGUGAAGGUAGAUCUGUUGAAGCAGCACCAAAACAUUUAAUUAUUGUUGAUGGUGCUAUUAUGCAACCAAUACCAGAGCAUCCAAAACGUGAUUAUAUAUUUUGUUUAAGUACAGCAUUCGGUGAUGCAUACCUAUUUCAAGCACCAUGUCAGGUUGAAUUAGAAAAUUGGGUAAAUAGUAUUCAUAGUGCUUGUGCAGCAGCAUUUGCUCGACAUCGUGGUAAAACUGGUACAUUACAUCUGUUACAAGAGGAAAUAUUUCGAUUGGAAAAAGCUAUUGAAUCGGAUCAUAAAUUAAAACAUAUGGCUGAAUUACAGCAAAGUGUUGUUACUGAUCAAGAUACACGUCAUCAAAUUCAAACACAAAUCCUUCAAUGGGAGGAAAAUUUAGAACGUUUACAUUGCGAACAAUUUCGACUUAGAUGUUAUAUGGCCUCAUUGCAAAGUGGUGAACUUCCUAAUCCUAAGUCCCUGUUAACUCAUGUUUCUCGCCCAACUAAAAAUACAUUAAAUAAAUUGGGUGUAUUCACGGUUUCUUCGUUCCAUGCAUUCAUAUGUGCCAGAUCACCAUCUUUGCUUAAUAAUUUAUUAGCUGGACGUGGUGCUACAAAACGUCGUCCACCAUUAUUAUCAAGAUCGAAUAGCGGUUCAAGUAGAAGAUCAAUGCAGAUGAGCUCACGUGAUGAACCUGAAAAAACUUUCAAAGUAGCUAUGCCGGAUAAUAGUUAUGCGACAGUUUAUCUUCGUGAUGCGAUGUCAGUUGAAGAAUUUUUGGCAAAUGCAUGUGCCAGAAAAAAUUUAAAUCCAAUGGAACAUUUUGUUAGAGUUAAAAAACGACGUGACAUGGAGGACCACAAUUAUUUUGUACCACAUCGAAAUGAUUUGAUUGAAAAUUAUUUACACAAUCAUGAAUUUGUUGAAGUUUGUAUGAAAAUAUUAUAUCAAGUUGAAUUACAACGUACAACAUUAGAACAAAUGUGGGGUUUCUCAGUUGAAGCUGAAUUAAUUGAAAAUGCUGAACGACAAGAUGAACUUUGCUGUUAUGUUAGUCGUGUUGAAGAUAAAAGUGUAGCUAUGCAUAAUGGUAUUAUCAAAGGAGAUGAAAUAAUGGUUAUCAAUGGUGCAAUUGUUUCUGAUUUGGAUAUGAUGUAUUUAGAAAGUGUAUUACAAGAGGAACAAUCAUUAUCUAUGAUGAUGCGGUCAUCACGUACAGAACCACCAGAAUUGGUUGGUAUUAUGCGUGUUACAGAUGAUAUGAUUGAUUCACUUGUAUGUCCACCACCACCAUCAGAUCCACCAAUAAUGAGUGAAGAAAUGAUAUCAGGUUUAAUUGUACCAGCACCUGGUUGGAACUCACCCGACUUCAAUACGCUUUGUUAUAUACGCUUUUCUAAUAAUUCUAAUUCUUUCCUUAAAUGGGCAUUUGGUAAAGAUAUGUAUUCACCUGAAGCAGAAAGUUCUCCAGCUCCAUCAUCAGUUGAACCACAGGUGACUAGCACUCAGGGUACUAAACAAACUUCAAGGACUAACAGCUUUGAAAUUGAGAAUCUUCUUAAAACAGCUGAACAGGUGACUGGUUUCUGUCGUUCACCACAGGAGACAAGAAAAUCUAGCCCAACUGGUUCUGUGGCAUCAUCGGUUUCAAAUGCAAUGCUAACGCCUUCAAGACAAUUAACAGAUGCUGAAAAAUUACGUAAAGUUAUUUUAGAAUUGGUUGAUACAGAACGAACAUAUGUUAAGCAUUUAAAUAAUGUCAUGGAACAUUAUUUAGAACCAUUAAAACGUGAGACAUUCCUAUCAAAUGCAGAAAUUACAGCUUUAUUUGGUAAUAUACAGGAAAUUUUCACAUUCCAAAGGCAAUUCUUACAAAAUUUGGAAGAAGCACUUGAAUUAGAACCUGAUUUUCAUAAAUUUGAACAUUCAAGUCAAUUUAAGAAUGUCCUUUUUGCUAUCGGAUCUGCUUUUCUGUAUUAUGUUAAUCAUUUUAAAUUAUAUUCAUCAUUUUGUGCUAGUCAUAGUAAAGCACAAAAAGUUUUACAUCCAAAUGAAGGUAAUCAGGCAUUACAAGAAUUUCUAGCAGCUAGAAAUCCGAAACAACAGCAUAGUUGUACAUUGGAAUCAUAUUUGAUAAAACCAAUUCAAAGGAUACUAAAAUAUCCGUUAUUACUACAGCAAUUGAGAAAUUUAACUGAUUCUCGUGCUGAAGAACAUUUGCAUUUAGUAGAAGCCCUAAAAGGUAUGGAAAAGGUAGCUGAACAUAUUAAUGAAAUGCAACGAAUUCAUGAAGAAUAUGGUGCUAUAUUUGAUCAUUUAUUCCGACAACAUCAAAAAUCAUGUAAACAACCUAUUGAUCUUAGUCCAGGUGAUCUUUUAUAUUAUGGUGGUGUUGAGUGGUUAAAUAUAUCAGAUUUCUUGGGUAAAAUCAAAAAAGGUUUAGAAUUACAUGCAAUGUGCUUUGUAUUUAAAUCAGCGGUUGUGUUCCUUUGUAAAGAACGUUUAAGACAAAAGAAAAAAUUAAUGGGCGUAUCGAGUAAAAACGCUCCAAAUGAAGUUGAAAUAAUACGUUAUCAAGUUUUAAUACCAGUUACUGAAGUUCAAGUUCGUGCAUCAUCAGCUAAAGAUAUGGAUUCACAUUUUCUAUGGGAAUUGAUACAUUUACGUUCACAAUUACAACGUCGUUCUGAAAAAGUUUAUGUAUUAUCAAAUAGUACAGCUGAUUUUCGUAAUGCAUUCUUAAAAACGAUACGUCAAAUAAUACGUGAAAGUGUUAGAAAUAUGUCAAUUCCAAUGAAAUCAUUUGGUGGUAGUGUAAGUUCGGUAUCAGGUAUGGGUACACAAAGUUCGGGUUCUGGUAAUUCACAAACAUUAGAGCGACCUAAACAACAGAUUACAAUUAUACAAGGGUCUCAAACAUUGGGUAAAACAAAGAAAAAAUCUGGUUCUCAAAGACAUUCAGCUGGUAAUAUCGAUUAUGACAAUCUAUCAGGAAGUCAAGAAGCUGAUGAUGUUCCUCAAACUACUACAUUUAGAAGUAGAAGUAAAACUGUUGGUGAUGCUGCUGAUGCUCCGCCAAAACAUAUUCAUGUUAUUGAACAACAAGAUCGUUCGGAUCCUGGUACAAAAUCGGAAGGUGAGGAAGAUUCACAACAUGGUACUAUUAAAACUAAAGCAACUUUAGGGAAAACACCAAAUCACUUAACAUUAAGCACAACAUCAACAUUAUCAGUUGGAAGUACUGGUAGCCAGGCGCGAUUGAUACAAUCAUCUCAUCCACCAUCAACUUAUCAACCAGUUUUAAUGAAAGAUUUAGGUAAGCAAAGAUCAUCACCUUCAAUAUUAACUUCAACAGCAACUAAACAUAGCAGUACAUGUAGUCAUAGUCAAUAUAAUAAUAACAAUAAUAAUCAUAUUAAUAAUAAUAUAAAUGGUAGUAGUGAUAAUGGUAGUCGAAUUAUAAAAUCACCUAAACAGUCACCAACACAAGAUAUUCAAAUAAUUGAAAUAUUUAGUCAAGCAGAAGAUGAACUUAGUAAUAAUACAGUUAAAUUAGUUAAAAAUGGUGAUGAAGAGCAAUCAAAUCGUUUUAUGGAUAAACAAUUAAGUGAUUUAGAAAGAGAAAAUUUAACUGAAACCGUUGAUAUUGCCGAAUAUAUGGCAGAUUUAAGACAAAAAACUUUAGAAUCACAAGAGUUACAUGAUUUAAAAAUAGCUAAUGGUGAAGAAUCACCAAACCAACAAGUAAUGGAUUCAAGUUUAUCACCAGAACCUGAAACUGUAGUUGAAAGCACAGUUGCUGCUUGCCAAACUACAAUAGUUGCAGAAAUUUCAUCACCACCUCGUAGUGGUGGUGUAAUUAAUACAACUAUGGAUAGCGAUACUAGCAGCGAUCGUGGUAUCGGCUCUGCUUCAGGUACUUGUACAGAAAAAUCAGAAGAUUCUGAAGAAGGUGGACAUCAUAUUAUAUCACGUAGUAGUCCACCAAUAGUGAUUGAUAAAAAAGUUGAUAAAGUAUUUAAAUCAAAAUCAUCUAGUGAUAAGUCAAGUAAAUCUAGUAAUGGUAGUAAUGGUAGUAAUAAUAAGAAAGGGACUAAAUCACCUCGCCAAAGUAUUUAUGUAUCUCCUGAUCGUUCGAAAUCUCAAGGUAGUAGUCCAAUAAGAAUAAUUAAAGUAAAAUCUCCUCGUGCUAGUAUAGAUCAAGGUAAACAACAUCAACGUUUAAGUUUAAGUCGCGAUAGUUCACAAGAUCGUUUAUCAGCUGGUAGACGUACUCCAAGUCCACGCCGGCAAUCCGAAAGUGGUUCGGGUAUACUAAAACGUAGCCAAAGUCCUUGUAAUAUUAUUAAUCAAUCCGUUAGCAUUUUGAAACCAUCUUCAAGCCCACAUAAAGGUCGUUCACCAGAUCGAAGUUGUUUAAAGAAACAAUUGCACGCACCUUCUUUAUCCUCUCAUGAAUGUAGCAUUGAAUCACGUAGUUCACCGCACUUAUCCCCCCGGAGUAGUAUUGAACAUUUAUCACCAGAUCGUAGUGGUCAAUGUAGUAGACACCUUUCGCCACGUAGCAGUUUUGAUAAUCGUAAUUACUACGAUAAUCAAAUUCUUGAAGCUCAUCAUUGUCCACUGCGUUGUAGCCCUCGCGGUAGCUUUGAAUCCCGUUCACCUGAACGUAAUGGUAGAAAACGUAGCGCUAGCGCUCAUGGUAAUAUUGAUACACAAAAAAUUACUGUAAGUAGUAGCAUCGAACCAUAUUAUCACUAUUAUCCUAUAUAUGAUAAUCGUACGUCAAGUGAUCAUUAUGUUGCAAUACGUACUGGAUCUGGUAGCUCACAUCAUAUUAACGGAAGUAAUGAUAAUGGUAAACAACGUUUAAGUAAAUCACUUGAACGUUCUACCUCACGCGAAAGUACAACAAGCAGUUCCUGCUAUCGUUAUGGUAUUUCACCGGAACGUAUUUAUACAAUUAAUACAUUCGAACAACAACAACAAGUCGGACCUAUCCGUUCUAAGUCAGCUGAAAAUCCAUUCGCAAGUUAUCAUAGUGCAAUGGGCGGUUAUGAAUCGUCUGGAUCACGUUGUACUGAUACUAUACAUCGUGCUAUGGAAAAUCAAGCAUGCGUUGAAUGUCUUUAUCAACGCAAACCCUCCUAGCAGAGAGCCCGCGUACGACAAAGUCGUACGCGGAGAAAAGUACCACGCGGAUUAUCAAAUUCAUCGGCUGAGAGUUUUGAAACUGGUUCAUUUGAUAUGGGUGGUGGCGGUGGUAACGGGACAUGUGCUAGUGGUCAUGGCGGUGGUGGUCACCAAAGACGUCCAAGUGGUGGUUGUAUUGACUGUCAUGAUUUUUAUGAAAUACAUUGUUAAAAUUUUAAUCUUCAUUUCUAAGUCUUUAGUUUUACUUCCGCUUUGUAAACCCUUAGGGUCCUUGAAACACUCAAAAUAAAAUAUUUUCAUGAACAUAUCCAUCUAUUUAAAUGAUAUUCGAUAAAGUUACAAAAAACUUCAUUGAAAUCCCAUUUAAAUUUUAAUCUUUUCAAUCAAGUUCACCACUCCAAACUCUGUGACCACUCUCUUGAUCCACUUUCAAAAAAUGAAUCGCAAUAUGCACGUACACAUACGCUCUCUAAAAUAAAAUCUUCCUGCACACCUAAAAUAUUUUACACAAUAUUCAAAACUAAUUAAGAAUUUAAAAAAAAGCCAUAUUAAACACAACACUACUAAAAAAUAUCACAAAUACGAUGCUUUCAAAAUUUAAAAAAAGAACCGUUAUCACUCUCAACCACCAAAAGAUAACAUUAAAACAAAAAAGAAACGCUUACAGUUUGCUAAGAGUUUUAUUCCGACAGUUUGAGUUUAGUGUUUAUUUUUUUUUUUUUAAUAAUCGUUGUUAUCUUAAACGUUACCCAAACGCACGUAAAAUUCCCUUGCACAUACAAAUAUGAAAUUAAAGUGAUUGUUAAAGUUGAUUCAAUCGAUAUCUAUAUUUCCUAAAUCUCACAACUUAUAUUAUUAUAAAACAUCGAAAACGUAUCGACUUUUCUUUUAAAAUUCAUAUCCCCAUUAUAUCAUAAAAUUCUCGCGCCUAAAUAAAUUUCUAAAAAAUAAAUAUAUAUUUUUUAUAAAAAUCAAAAGAAAAAAAAAACAAAAAGAAUGCAUAUUUUAUCUUCAACUUUAUUUUUUCAUUUUUCGUUUACUGUAAUACUACAAAACGGAAUGCGUUGAUUAAUAUUUAGCCAAAGCAUAAAAUUUAUUAACUUAACGAAAAAUUAUCGAAGCGAAAUACGAAAAUUUGAAUAUAAAAAAGAACUCAUAGUAAUUAUUUUUAUAUACAAUUUGUAUAACAGUUUUCUAAUUAUAUGUAUAACAGUUUUCUAAUUAUGUGUAUAACAGUUAUAACAAUUUUAAUACUAAUUUUUUUUUUAAGACAAUACCAAACUUUUUAUAUAUUUUUCCUAUUUAUAUAUCAAAUAAUUGUUUUUCUUUCUGCUUUCGUUUUUUUUUUAUUAUACAAAACAAAACUUAUCGUUCAUAAGUAGGUUUCUUAAAACAAUCAAAACCGAUUUAUAUAACAAAUUUUUAAGAUAAUAUGUACUUAUACAUGUUAAUUUUUUUAUAUUCAUAGAAUAUAUUAAAUUUGAGUAAAAU
Molecule: messenger RNA, 6918 nt
Organism: Condylostylus longicornis
Lineage: Eukaryota; Metazoa; Arthropoda; Insecta; Diptera; Dolichopodidae
Gene: sif
Product: protein still life, isoforms C/SIF type 2
Exons: 21
Coding region: 25-5424 (1799 amino acids)
Biological process (GO): activation of GTPase activity; positive regulation of axonogenesis; small GTPase-mediated signal transduction
Cellular component (GO): membrane; synapse
Molecular function (GO): guanyl-nucleotide exchange factor activity; protein binding
Source: RefSeq, a predicted model, not a curated record